Messenger RNA from Neoarthrinium moseri, 1239 nucleotides. RefSeq lists its product as uncharacterized. The record is from RefSeq and is a predicted model, not a curated record. The coding region runs from base 1 to 1239 and encodes 412 amino acids. NCBI's taxonomy places the organism in Eukaryota, Fungi, Ascomycota, Sordariomycetes, Amphisphaeriales, Apiosporaceae. The transcript has 2 exons.
AUGCCGUACGACACCCGUCGCAAGUCACUCUCGUUGCCCUCGCUCGGCAUACACGUCCCGUCGUCGAAUCCCCGGACCAACAAGUCGCCUGCGAACCACAGCAGCACAACACCCAGCACCAUGUCGCCCAAGUCGAGGCGCUCGUUAUCAUCAGUAUCAGAGGACGACAACUCGCGUCCGAGCAAAAAGGCCAAGAAGUCGCACGGCCAGGACGCUUCCAAGCCAGCGACCUCGAAAGCCUCGAAACCAGCCAAGAAUGAGACAACACCCCCGCCGUCGCCGGGACUCCACAUGUCGAUUGAACUCGACGACACCGAGUCCUCCGGGGUAGCCGACACGAAGAAAGUUGAUUUGGAGGGUAUUCACGAUGAAAUAGUCGAGGCUGUUAUUGUGCGCCUGCAAGAGUCGAGGAACCGCCCUCACCUGGUCAAGGAUCUGGCCACCGUCUUGGUCGACCAAGUCAAGAUAGUCCAACAGUCGGCAAACCCGUGCGCAAUCAUCUCCUCGCGCCUGUCAGGCUACCUGAGGCGCUCCUGUUGGUCUGCUCUGGCUCCUUGCCCCCUCGCCAAGGAGCUCGAGACGGUUCACCCGAGACGAACUUACUUCUACUUGACGACCUGCCCACACCAGCCUCUCCCUGACCCAUCCUCUGUUCAGCGCUCGAUGGCUACCCCCGAACUGUCGAGCUCGACGUCGACAACCGAGGAUGCCGAGAGUGCCGACAACGACCGAAGGAGAGAGCUCAGUCUCUCCCCCGAGGUAGACCUUUCAUCGCCCGAGUUCGAUGAGAUGGACGAGGAUGUUCAGAUGCCCGGUACACCCAUCGGGUCUGUCUCGCUGUCUGGCCGGCCGCGUGUGUCGUCCAUGUCGCGCAACCAGAAGGACGAGCCUCCGUUGGAGAAGGAUGAGAGGGAGUUUACUCAGACUGCAGAUGGUCUGCAGAAGCGGAAGCUGAGCGGGUCUUUACUGUCCGUCAACCCUGUCGAAAAUAUGGAUGUGUACGAUGGCAUGCAAAACGACGCCUUGUUUGGCGAACCAAGAGGCCUCAACCUCGCUCCCGGUUUGCUGCCACACAUGGCCUAUAUGACCAGCCCGGCGAUGCGGCCCAGUUUCGCCAUGCCACCGAAGAAGGAUGGCGAAGCAGAAGGCUGGUCCAAGCUCGACGCCAUGUUAGACUGGGACAGGAGCCCCGAGACAAUUGAGCUCGACGAGCUCGACUGUCUCUUGAACGACUACUAG